GAUUUUCAUAUAUCAGAAGACUUUCAAAACAUUACAGAAAUCGACUUCAGCAAGAAAAACCUUGAAAAAAUUGAUGAUGGUCUUAGAUUUGUAUGACAACAAUAUAUCAGAGUAUCCUGAAGACAUUAGGAACAUAUCAGAGCUUGAUUUGGCACAAAACUACUUUGAAGAGCCUGAUGAUGAUGAUUAUUUAGAAAGGAGAGGGAAAUUGAGACUUUAUAACUCCGACCGAUUGAACGGGAGAAAAUUCGAAAUGGAACAGCCUGAGAGUGAACAUUCUCCAGACGCAACUGAUGAUGAAGAACUAAUCAAAAGCUUAAAUGAAAAAAGUAGCUCAGAUGGAGAACCAAGAAAUGCACCACCAAGCUCUCCUGAAGAUUGGGACUCUGAUUCCUACUGGGAACCAUACAACAUACAGUACCAGCGCCCAAAAGGCAUGCCAUGCUGGAUAUCCUUCGUAAAGAGAGCCAUGGACAAUGGUAACCUGUGCCCAUCAGACCACCACACUGCGCCUGUGAUGUGCUGUCCGACGCCGGAGUAUGAGUCUGAUGGACAAUUCAAUGAUUAUUCUGAGGAUGAUAGUUGAUCUUUUCACUAGGGGCACAGAAUAAGUAAUCCAUACUAAUAUUAUAAAUGCGAAAGUGUGUCUGUCUGUCUGUUACCUCUUCACGCUUAAACCGCUGAACCGAUUUAGUUGAAAUUUGGUAUAGAGAUAGUUUGAGUCCCGAGAAAGGACAUAGGGUAGUUUUUAUCCCAGAAACUAUGGUUCCCUUUAAGGGGGCGAAAAGGGAAGGGGGGGUGGAAGUUUGUAUGUGAAAUUGAUAAAAAGCAGAUUGGAUAAAAAAUUAGCUACCCAAAUUACUAACUACGCAGACGAAGUAGCUUUCAAAAGCUAGUAGUAUUAUCAUACAGACCGGCCACGCACCGCCUCGCCCCGAUUCGCAUUACCUCGCUACGCGACAGCAGAUUGCCGACCGCUCAGUACUGGUUUUAAGCAACAUACACAAUGACGCAUGCCGCGUGUACAGACGUGCCUUUCACACAUAGAAACGCAAGUGAUUUUUGAUGUAUAGCGUGUCCGCCCUGUGAUUUAAAGGGUCAACUACCAUAGGUAGACCUUAUGUCUUUGCAGUAAGGUUCAGGAAUUUUCAGUUAAAAGUGUGGACUAUGGUGCCUCAUUCUGCAUGAAGCUCACAUUCACUGCCAGCGACCCUCGGGCGGGUUUUCUGUUCGUAGGCGGUUUUCGCUACAUACGGUUUUUCCCGUCUUAUCGGCUACGCGCGUAGCUCGCGCUGGGAGUGAUUUGUUAAAAAUAAUUUUGAUGUAGGUUACAGCAUGAAAGGUUUUGAGUAACGAGAUGUGAAAGGUUAAAAUCCAAGUGAGAAACAUGUAAUUUAUAUGUAUAAGGCCUGUUGGAGUUAUAAGGCCAAAAUAAUAAGGGUUUUACGCUUAGCUCUUCAUAUUAUUUAUUCUAACUGAAUUAUAGUACUAUAUUUACCAUAUCUUGUAUGCAAAAAGCUUAUUCGUUUGUUAGUUUUAUUAUUAUUAAUAUUAUAGAUAGGAUAGUUAAACCAAUUUACGGUACGAAUACUCGUUGAUUGAAUAGGAAGGUACUUGUAUCACAAGUUGGUGAUAACUUUCGGAUAUAUGGCUUCAACUGCGAUCAAUAGAAAGGUACACAAAUGUAAACAAGUAUUAUGUAGGUAAAGUAUCUUUAAAACAAUAUUUUACUUG
Molecule: messenger RNA, 1734 nt
Organism: Cydia strobilella
Lineage: Eukaryota; Metazoa; Arthropoda; Insecta; Lepidoptera; Tortricidae
Exons: 4
Coding region: 74-586 (170 amino acids)
Source: RefSeq, a predicted model, not a curated record